Messenger RNA from Lindgomyces ingoldianus, 930 nucleotides. RefSeq lists its product as uncharacterized. The transcript is spliced from 3 exons. Bases 236 to 766 code for a protein of 176 amino acids. The record is from RefSeq and is a predicted model, not a curated record. Lineage: Eukaryota; Fungi; Ascomycota; Dothideomycetes; Pleosporales; Lindgomycetaceae. Gene Ontology annotation, molecular function: RNA binding.
CUACAACACCACAGCCGUCACUCCGGAUAGAAAGAAUAACAGCGGGGCCCCUAAGUCGACUCCUCCGUAGCCCCUGUUUCAUUCCAUACGCCCAGUGGUAGAAACCUCUGUGAAGUGUCAAUUCACCGCCCGCAAACUCGAAAUCUUGGCACUGGUCCCGUGCUUCAACUUUUGAAGCUCACCAGCCUCCAACCUCACCUUCUAUGACCAUUUAGCAACCUCCACAACACUCACUAUGGCGUCUGCGGUGAGAGGCCCUCCCGGCGGAGCAUGGAAGACGUAUCCACCGAACCGAACUCUCUAUUGCAGCAAGCUCCCGAGCACCAAGUUCCUCAAGGGUGACAUCAAACGUAGCCUCUACAUGCUGUUCGCCACCUACGGCGUCGUCUUGGACAUUAUCCUAAUCAAAGUGGGGAAGAUGCGCGGCCAGGCGCAUGUCGUGUUCCGAGAUAUCGAGUCGAGCACGCAGGCGAUGCGUGCGCUGCAGGGGUUUAAUUUCUAUGGGACGGAGAUUCGGAUUGCCUUCGCAAAGGGAAAAUCGGACGUCAUCGCUAAAAUGGACGGAACCUUCAAGCUCCCCGCCAAAGAGCCCGAAGUCGAGACGACCGAUCUCCAAAAAGCUGUCUUCGGAGGCGGCGCAGUGCCCGCCAAAGCGGUUCCGGCACAAGGUCCAGAGGAUAGCACCAAGGGUAUAAAACGCGGCAGGGAGGACGAAGAGGAGAGUGACGACGAGGGUGAAGCUAUGGACGUGUCUGACUCUGACUAAAUUAAAAAAUUAAAAGGCUGGGAAGUUCCAUGGGCCGGAGAUGUGAAUAGGGUUCAAUGGGGUAAAGCAGAGUUGUCCAUUCCAAAAUCGCCCCAAUGGUCGGGUAUGUGUUUGGAUGUGAGCCUGCGAUAGAAUUCGGAGCAUACGUGGAAGGUAUAGCCACA